UAUUCCAAUAAUUUUUUUUUGUCCAAAUUUUAUCUAAAUUCUCGAAAAGUUGACUCAUUUUUCAUUGUUUGGUUUCAAUAAAAAAUAUUCUUAUCAGCGAUAUCAAUAUGAAAUUUAAUCUUUAUUCUAGUUCAAAAUUAAGCCAUUCUGGCUAUGUAAGUUGCGCCAUUUGGAUUAAUAAUGAAUUAGUUCUUACUUGUGGUGAUGAUCGAAAAUUAUUAUUCUGGCAUAUAUUAACACAUACGGAACCAAUAAAAACAUUAACAUUGCCGACCGAUGCAAUACCAACGACUAUGCAUUACUAUCCACAUCAUGGUUCAUUUACAUCUGAUUCAUCAAUGUUAAAUUUAAUUAAAAUUGAUUCCAGUUCCAAUAAUUCAUUGGCUAUAGGAACUACAAAUGGUUGUUUCUAUUUAUUACCAAUCAAUUGGAAUGGAACCAAAUUAGAUCGAACGUUUGAGGCACAUAAAGGAGCAAUUAUUGUUAUACGUUGGUCAAAUGAUAAUGGUUCUACACUGGCCACAACCGGCGAAGAUGGAUUAGUGAAAAUUUGGUCAAAAGUAGGAAUGCUUCGCUCUACAAUUCAAGUUUCUAAUACAUCACCAGUGUAUGCUUUGUCAUGGUCACCGGAUAGUAAUUCAUUGGCUUAUGUCAAUCAGGCUAAUCUCGUUAUCAAAUCUCUUUCACCUCAAUCCAAAGCUUUAGAAUGGAUGGCUCAUGAAGGUGUUAUUAUUAGUAUCGAUUGGUCGCCAUUGAAUAAUCGAAUAUUGACAGCUUCAGAAGAUGGUCGUAUUAAAAUUUGGGAUACAACUGGUCGAAUGAUUUAUGUUAGCGGAAAACAUUCAUCUGCAUUGACCUCAGUAGCUUGGUCUUCGGACGGUGAAUUAUUUACUGCAUCAACAUUCAAUUCAUUGGAACUUCAUGAUCAAUUUGGUCAUUGUUUAUCAAUGGAAAAACUAUCAAUGGAAGGACUGGUUUCUAUAUCAUGGUCUCCUGAUAUUCAACAAGUUUGUUGUGUUUGUUCAAGUGGAAGAGUUUUAUUCGCUUCUGUUGUGGAUCGAAUAUUGGAAUCAAAAUUCUGGCAAGCAACCAAUAUUUCUAGACGUUCAUUGAAGGUCAACAAUACUACAAAUGAAUUUCAAGAAAUUCUUGAAUUCAAAGAUCCAAUGCUGAAAUUUUCCUUACAAUUCGAUCAUUUGAUUGUUGUAACAAAAAGUCAAUGUUUUAUCUAUAAGAUAAACAAUUUUGCUACACCUUAUCAUUUUGAAAUGAAAUCCGAUGAUUUAAAUCGAUUAAUGAUAAAACAAUCACAUAAAUAUUUUGCUCUGAUUAAUUUAUCAGCUGCAAAUUUAUAUUCCUAUGAUGGAAGAUUUCUUAAAACAAUUAAACUUUUCAAUAUGCGUCCAGAAUCUUUACUUCCAAAUCAUGUCAGUAUGAAUGAUCAUAUAAUAGCAUAUCGAGAUUCAAUCAAUAUACAAAUGAUUCAUUUGAUUGAUCUAGAAAAUCAAACAAAAAUUGUACAAAAGUCAUCUGGAAUAAUUGGACAAUCUACUGAUCAAUAUCAACAUCAAUUAGCAAUUAUAAACAUUAAAUUGAAUACUGAACAAUAUCGAUAUAAAUCAAGUUCAAGUAAUGAAGAUGUUCAUCAUUUAUGCGCCAUAUUGGAUAGAAAUUCGGAUCUUUAUAUUUUAUCCUGGACACAGAACAAUGUUAAUUCGGUGCUAAAUAGUAUUAAAUCAUUUAAAUUAUCACCAAUGAUUCGUGAUAUUUGUUGGCAUGUUGAUUAUAAUCUUUUAGUAUCGCUACAUGAAAAUCAGAAAAAUUUAUCCAUUUGGUUACAUCCGAAUGCCGUAUUUAUGGAUUCAAGUCUUUUACAAGAUGCUAUACUAACAUUGUCGAGUCAGGAAAUUUCUUCAAAUAGUCGAAUUGUUGAAUUUAGUCAGAAUCGUAUUACGAUUGAACGACAAGAUCGUUUGAAAAUUUAUAUGACUGUUAAUCCAUUUGUAAUAUUGUUACAUAAACAUAAGAUUGAUAAUCGGCUGGAUGAAGCCGUGAGAAUGUGUAAUUUUUUGGAUAAAUCUAUUCACGAAAUUGAACCGGUAGAACGUAAUGUUCGCGAUUCAUUAUGGGCAACUUUAGCGGUCAUGAGUUUAGAACAGAAACAAUUUAGGAUUGCGGAAGUUGCCUAUGCUGCAAUCAAUAAAUUAGACAAAGUUCUCUAUCUAAAUCGUAUAAAAACUUUAAAAUCGCAGGAACUGAUCACAAUUGAAUCCGAAUUACUUUGCGGCAAUUUCGAUUUGGCUGAAAAUUUGUUGAUACAGAAAGGAUAUUUUCUGCGUGCAAUUUAUCUUCAUCUUCAAUUACAGAAUUGGAUAAGAGCGAUAGAUUUGGCUCAGAAAUUCAAUUCAAAAUUUCCAAGUUUUUCAAUCAAAAUCAGUAAAAAAGUGAAUAGUGAACAGCAAGAAAAUGAACAGGAACCUAUUAAUUUGGAAGAUCCCAAUGAAAUUAAAGUGGAUUUGAUUCAUAUGGUUAUUUCUUGCUGGGAAAAACAUUGUCGAAAACAACAAAAUAGCAAAUAUAAACAGCAAACAAAGUCGGAACAAUUACAAAAAUUGGCUAAUGAAAUUGAUUAUAUUGUCGAUUGGAGUCUUAUUGAAGAAAAAUUACAGCAAGAUUCAUUUCUAUACAGUCAAAAUUAAUAGUUGGAUAGUUUUUUUUAUUUAAAUAAAAUAUAAUUCUUAUAUAUCUGAUUCUGUGUACUGUUAUUUAAUGACGAGU
This is a messenger RNA of Dermatophagoides pteronyssinus (European house dust mite), 2778 nucleotides long. RefSeq names its product intraflagellar transport protein Oseg5 (gene Oseg5). Gene Ontology annotation, molecular function: protein binding. Gene Ontology annotation, biological process: cilium assembly. Gene Ontology annotation, cellular component: cilium; intraciliary transport particle B. NCBI's taxonomy places the organism in Eukaryota, Metazoa, Arthropoda, Arachnida, Sarcoptiformes, Pyroglyphidae. The record is from RefSeq and is a predicted model, not a curated record.